Messenger RNA from Vollenhovia emeryi, 2366 nucleotides. It is a transcript of the gene Men, whose product is annotated as NADP-dependent malic enzyme. Gene Ontology annotation, biological process: pyruvate metabolic process; malate metabolic process. The transcript has 8 exons. Gene Ontology annotation, molecular function: NAD binding; malate dehydrogenase (decarboxylating) (NAD+) activity; malate dehydrogenase (decarboxylating) (NADP+) activity. Gene Ontology annotation, cellular component: mitochondrion. Lineage: Eukaryota; Metazoa; Arthropoda; Insecta; Hymenoptera; Formicidae. The coding region runs from base 212 to 2032 and encodes 606 amino acids. The record is from RefSeq and is a predicted model, not a curated record.
CCCUGAAAAAAAAAAUCUCGCGUCCCUUAUCAGGCCCGCCGAUUCGGCGAAUGCCCGGCACAAUACGGUCGCGCGUAUGCCACUUGCACACCUCUAGCGCAGCGAGUGAUGAGUUGUUCGCGGUAUCGAUACGAGAUCCGGACAGACGUCGCCUAGCGAAUCACCCAGCCAAGUCGCUCGCUCAGUGUCUCUCGAUCGAUUCGCAACGACGAUGGGCAACGGACACUUCAAAGACAACAACGCGCAACGAAACGGCAGGAUGACCCAGAGCAGUUGCCAGCCCGACUGUAGGAAGAGCAAAGCGUCAACGAUGUCGAGCUUGGAGCGCGAUCAGCUGGGCCAGCGAGGUAGCGGCGACGCGGCCUGCGCCGGCCUUCUGCGUGGCCUCGACCACAUCAGGGACCCGCAGCUGAACAAGGGCAUGGCGUUCACCAUCGAGGAAAGGCAGAUGCUGGGUAUACAUGGUCUCCUACCGGCAGCCGUGAAAACCCAGGCAGAGCAGUUAGAGCUCUGCCGUCUUAAUCUGGAACGCUAUACGGACGAUCUCUCGAAAUACAUAUAUCUCAUAGGCCUACUGGAUAGAAACGAGAAACUCUUCUACCGUUUGUUGGCAGAAGACGUAGGUAAAAUGAUGCCGCUGGUGUACACGCCAACCGUGGGUCUGGCAUGUCAGAAAUUCGGUCUGGUUUAUCGUAGGCCGCGCGGCCUCUUCAUAAGCAUCCACGACAAGGGGCACGUGUACGACGUCUUGAAGAACUGGCCCGAACACGACGUGCGGGCGAUCGUCGUCACGGACGGUGAAAGGAUAUUGGGAUUGGGGGAUCUGGGUGCUCACGGCAUGGGCAUUCCCAUAGGCAAAUUGUCACUGUACACCGCAUUAGCUGGUAUCAAGCCCCACCAGUGUUUGCCUGUGACUCUGGAUGUCGGUACCAAUACUCAGUCUUUGCUGGAUGAUCCUCUGUAUAUUGGUCAUAGGCACAGACGGGUAACCGGGCAAGACUACGACGACUUCGUGGACGAGUUCAUGAAGGCUGCCGUGAAGCGAUACGGCACGAAUACACUGAUCCAGUUCGAGGACUUCGGGAAUUUUAACGCGUUCAGGCUGCUGCAGAAGUACCGCAACAAUUAUUGCACCUUCAACGACGAUAUUCAGGGCACUGCCUCCGUCGCCGUUGCCGGGUUACUGGCAUCUCUUCGCGUUACGCAGACGAAGCUCUCGGAAAACACGAUCGUGUUUCAGGGUGCCGGAGAGGCGUCGCUGGGUAUUGCGUCGUUGUGCGUAAUGACAAUGCAAAAGGAAGGAGCAACCGAGGAGGAAGCCAAGAGCAAAAUCUGGAUGGUAGACUCGAAAGGAUUGAUAGUGAAAGAUCGGCCAAAGGGCGGACUGACGGAGCAUAAAUUGAACUUUGCUCGCGAGGGCAAUCCGAUCGAUAGUCUGUUGGAUGUUGUCAAGACCGCCAAACCCUCGGUUAUCAUCGGCGCAGCUGCUAUCAGGGGUGCCUUCACCACAGAAAUACUGAGGGAAAUGGCGCGUAACAAUGAGACACCCGUUAUCUUCGCUCUGAGCAAUCCAACGAGCAAGGCAGAGUGCACCGCUGAAGAGGCGUACAUUGCUACAGAGGGAAGAUGCAUAUUCGCGAGCGGCUCGCCUUUCCUGCCAGUGACGUACAACAAUAAGACUUACAAUCCUGGCCAGGGUAAUAAUAGCUACAUAUUCCCUGGAAUCGCGCUGGCCGCGAUAUGCGCCGGUAUGCGCACAAUUCCCGAGGAGACUUUUCUCAUUGCCGCGACAGCUCUGUCCGAUUUGGUAACGCAAGCCGACUUGGACAGCGGAAAUCUUUAUCCGCCGUUGGCCGAUAUACAGAAGUGCUCGCUGAGUAUAGCGUGUGCGAUCAUGAAAUAUGCAUACGACAACUGUCUAGCGACUGUCCAUCCCGAGCCUACGGAUUACGAGAGUUUCAUCAAGGCGCAACUGUACGAUCCAAGCUACAAGUCGUCCAUACCUACAAUUUACUCGUGGCCGAAAUUAUAAUACUUCUAUUAAUUUAACAACGUCCUAAUUUCACGCACGAUUUAUCUCGGGCCUAUGGAAAAGAAAUAUAUAUAAUGUUCGAGGGAAUUCUUCGGGAAACAAAUUUUCCUCGCUUUUCUAAAGCCUGUUGAUCGGGCUUAUUUAAUUUUACGCACUGCGUAUGUGCAAAUAUGACCAAUAUACAAUUUAAAGUUAUGAAAAAUUCACAAGAAUGAAUUUCUUUUUAAUGCGAAGGGGCAUUAUUUGCAAAUAAAGUAUAUAAGCUUACUUAGCAAAUAAAGUAUAUAAUAAUUGAUUUGCUGGUUGAACAAAUAAAUAUUGACGCUGGUUGAAA